Tribolium madens (black flour beetle) is the source of this 1584-nucleotide messenger RNA. RefSeq names its product allergen Tha p 1-like (gene Csp6). The transcript is spliced from 2 exons. The record is from RefSeq and is a predicted model, not a curated record. Lineage: Eukaryota; Metazoa; Arthropoda; Insecta; Coleoptera; Tenebrionidae. The coding region runs from base 151 to 903 and encodes 250 amino acids.
CCGCAAUCCUUCCCCUGUUGGCUUCGCCGAAAGAAGUAGCGACCUCGCUCUCCUCACACUGUACAAGUUUCUUGCAGGAGACGAUUUGGAAUCAGUAGUGUGCACCGAAGCACUCGAGCAAUUCCACCAGACCAGUGUCGGGGUGUCAUCAUGAUUCCUCUAAUUGUUAUUGCCGGAAUGGUCGCGAUGUCAGCAGUACCUGCUGAAUUCUACGAGAGCAGAUACGACCACCUCGAUGUCGAAAGCAUCCUCAACAAUAGAAGAAUGGUCAAUUAUUACGCGUCUUGUCUGCUUUCCAAAGGGCCGUGCCCUCCACAAGGGGUAGAUCUUAAAAGGGUUCUCCCAGAGGCUCUCCAAACCAACUGUGCCAAAUGCACCGAAAAACAGAUGGCGGCUGCCUAUCGCUCUGUCAAACGCCUGAAAAAAGAAUACCCCAAAAUCUGGGAACAGUUGCGAGCAGUUUGGGACCCCGAUGAUAUCUACAUCAGAAAGUUUGAAGCAAAUUUCGAAUCUGGGAAAUCUUCAGGUGUCACUAGUACCAACACUGCUCCUCCAACUCCAAUACUGUCCAAUCGUUUUGGAGAGAAUGAUGAAAACGACGCUGCCACCAACGUCAUCUCUUCAACACCCCCUCCCCCUACUACUAGUACUACUACUCGCACUACUUUAAUCACUAAACUUACUACUAAACCUACUACUAACCCUACUAACAAACCUGUUGUAACAAAACCAUCACAAGCGCCACCGUUUGCGACCGUUGGGGCUAAUCUCCAAGCUACGGUGAGUUUUGGUACUAACUUAGUUGGAGGCAUUGUGCGUAGCUUAGGUACUUUGGGUUCGAGAGUGGUCGAGUCGGGUACUAAACUGGCCAAUAUGGUUAUUUCAGCAGCUUUAAGGCCUUAAAUGUUUACUUAGUAGAUAGGUUUGUGUUUGUUGUGUCACUAAUCCACCAUCACCAUUUUAGGUCACAUUCAUGGCGGCACUAAAAAAAAUUGUUAUCCAGUUGUACCAACACAAACUGGAAAUUAUUAACAGAAUACUAUCUGGGAGAUAGGACUUAACGCUGAAGAGUGAGGAAGAAGGAUGUCCUUUUUUUGUUAUUUGUCAUUGUCUCAUUAGUUAGGACUGUUAGAGUCAUGCCAUUUCAAAUGUCAUCUUUCAGAUAGACUGAUUUUUUUUAAUAGGGGUCUGAAUUGGCUGUGCACAUGUCAAAUUACGACGUUACUUAAGUAAUAUAUAACGUCGGAUUCAAGGCAUCGAGGUCAUGAUUUGACUCCAUGGCCGCCAUUCAAAUUUUAUUCGACAGUCAAAGAUUCAGAUAUCAGGUUAUCUUUAUUCUAGUCUUUGUAAUUGGCUUAUUGCACAAAAAUACAAACCAAGGCCUAAUAAUGCAUUCAAAUCUUAAUAAAGCUUUUUACGUAAACUAACAAAAUCUAAAUUGCCCCCAAAAUUUAUUUAUUUAUGAAGCCUGAUACUCAGUUUUGCAAAAAACCGAUGUAACUCUUAAGUCAUGUGAUAUUCUUGUAUGUAAUUUUAACUUUAGUAGUAAAUUGUAUAAUUAGUUGAAUAAAAAACAAAAUAUGA